Onychomys torridus (southern grasshopper mouse) is the source of this 2353-nucleotide messenger RNA. RefSeq lists its product as uncharacterized. Bases 354 to 983 code for a protein of 209 amino acids. The transcript is spliced from 3 exons. The record is from RefSeq and is a predicted model, not a curated record. Lineage: Eukaryota; Metazoa; Chordata; Mammalia; Rodentia; Cricetidae.
CCGCGGCGCGCAGCGCGCUCGUCCAAGAUCGCCAGCUGCCCCCGCGCGCGUACCCACCGGGCUCCAGGAGCAAGCCGGGGGCGCCUAGGAAACCGUCGCCAGACGCCGCCGCCGCUGCCCUCUGGACGCCGCUGCGCUCCGGGUUUUUCUCUCCUUUUUUUUCCAAUCCUGAUGGGAAGGAAGGUGACCGCCUACUUCGCAUUCAUCAACUCUCAUCACAACAACAAAAAUCCUGGCGCAAAGGGCGGCCAGCAGGCGCAAUCGGUGGCGAGGGGCGGCGGGCGAUAACCCCCAGGCGGACGUCCACCCCCGGGCGCAGCGUGCGGACACGGGGCCGGGGGCGCUGACCAAAGAUGUCCUCGGAUGCCGGCCCGGUGUCCUUCGCCCUCCUCCUCCUCCCGGAGUGGCGCAGUGAGGCGCGGGCACGGCGCCCCAGCCAGCGGCAGCAGGAGGAGGAAAGCGCAGAGAAAAGGAAAGGAAGGACGGAAGCGGCGCGGGCCGCUGCUCCGGUGCCCUCCGGCUGCGCAGGAGCGAGGCGGGAGGCGAGAUACUUCUCACUACAAAUCGGCUCUCUCCAGGGAUUAGCGGCUAUGCGAAAGUGCACACUGGCGCUGCGGGCAGCCGAGGGGGCCGGGCAAAGCCGGCACUCCCCGGCCCAGCCCCACCGCACCCUAGAGGCUCUGGGGAGGCGCGGGGGUCCCGAGGCCGGUGCGGUGACUCCACCCGCCCUCGCCUUCCUUCCUCCUCCGCCCCUUCCACGUGGGGCCCGCCACGUGGGGAGACGCGAGCUCCGGCGGGCCUCGCCGCGGUCCCCCGGGUGGCCCCGGCUGGGUAGGGCCCCCACCACGCCCGCGCAGCAGACCUGCCCUCUACUCCGCCCCGAGGCUCCAACUUCCUCCUGGGCCCUGCGCAGGCCACCGGUGCCGUCCCAGGCCCGCGAGGUCAGGCGCGGGCCGGCCACAGGGGGCACUUGCGUUCCCUGAUCCCAGAUCCCAGAUCCCGGAGCCCGUGCCGGCUGUGGGUGCGCGCGGAGACUGGUCUGUGUGCUGGAACUUGCCGCGGUGUGUUCGCUACGAGAAGCCAAAUGUUUUUACACAUUUAAAAAAAUUGUCUUUCUGCUGUCUGGAUGUCGCUGGGACUAUUUUGAAAGCCUUGCCUUGGGACGGAUCCCCAGCCUCACUGAGUCCUGAGGGUCGCACCCGCGGUGCCCUUUCACGGGUCCACAAGUAUCUCGGUGUUCAGCGAUUGGAAUCUGGACACCGAACGACGAUGGGGCACUGCGGCCGCGAGAGACUAGACAGCAUCUGGGCUGAAUUCCUUGGCCAUGACCGGCGACAUCCGAGCGCUGUCCCCGGAAGGGAGCCAGCUCCUUGCGCCUAGGGCCUCCCAAGCUUCCUAACCAGACUUUAGGCAAGCGGCUUCUAAGGACCCCUGUAGCGCUGAGCUGAGCCCUUGGGUGCAAUUGUUUUUAAAUCUUUUGGAUGCUAGCGAUUGGAUUGAGAUGUUGGACUGUAUAAUCUAGAGGAGGGGUCUAAUGUCAUGAUUUUGAAGGUCACAGAGACCGCCAUUCAGAGAGCCACUUCGAGUGGUGUGGCCUUCUAAGGACCGGAGAAAUUUCUAGCGGACAUGAGCCGCGUGAGGCCUCCGAGCUCCUGAACCCAUCGCUGUGCGUUAUGGAGAGCACUUUAUCUCGUCCUGUUUGCUAAAGUGCACACCCAGAUGCUGCCUGCAAGACUGGCAAUGUGGGGUUCCUAUGGUUGUGGCAUAGUCAAACUGGUUUUAAAACUAAUUUACAAACCUUUUCUGAAUGGCAACGCGGGAAUAGUCCCUCCCAAACACACUUAUCAUGGUUUUAGGUGCCCCUAAUAGGCCUGGGGCUGGUCAGUCACGAAGUAGCUCACCAUCUUGAUGUCCUGUGAGAGAAUUCACAGGUGUGCACCCACCCCAACCCUUCCAUCUUUCAGGGCUUUGUGUUCUCAUAAAUUGCUCUAAAGAAUCCACUGUUUCCCCAGCAGCUUCCCCCCAAGGUCGUGGGGCCCAAGACCUGCUUGUAAACUGACCUCGUCGCAUACCCCAGGCUCCUGUGCCACUAGUUCCUGCUUUAUGAGUUUCUUGGUCCUAAACUGUGGUAGUGAAGGCUCCUGCGUCUUGUUUCUCAGAUCUUUGCCCUUCGCGGCCCUCUCUUCUUACCGAGAAACCACAGCCAGCUGGCUUUUCUUAUUGCUUGUUCAGCUUUCCUCCGGUCUAAUUUUGAAUUCCACUUGAGAAAAAUACCAUGGUUGGUCCUGCAGGGUGGCGCAGCGUGCAAGGGUGCUGCCAAGCCUGAGGAUCUGAGUUCAAUCCCAACGCUUAG